AUGAAGCUCUCCAAAAAGGCCUUGGCUAACAAGGUCAACUCCGUGCGUCCUUACAAGUCGCACACCAAGAGACCCUGCGACUUCUGCCGCCGCAGAAAAACUUGUUGUAUCAUCGAAAAGUCCAUCCCCUGUUUGGCGUGUGUUCAGUUCAACAAGGGCAAUUGCACUUUUGUCUCGGGCCCCUUGAAGAGGGUCAAGAGAAGUGACGCCAAGGAGGUGCCCGUGGUGGACUCCAAGGACGCUGCUGCGGCUCCUUUGCUUCCGGGCUACGACUAUCACGACCACGACCAUGACCAUGACCAGGCCUCCUCUGUCUCGUCUGCCUCCUCCUCCAAUUCCACCCAUACCCUCCAGCCGCCCCUCCAGACCACCGCCAGUGCGUUCCAGAGCAGCUUUGAGGCCAGUCUCAGCGGAAUGCAGAGCUCCAACGGCGCUCUAGGCUACGGAUACGACUCGCUUCCGGUCCAGAACUCCUUCCACAGUCCCCACCCGCUCUCCAACAGCUCCAACCUGGUACAGCUGUCUCCUCACACACCAGCAUACAGCUUCCAGACGAAAUGGGGCUCAGGGGACAGUGCUCAAAGCAUGGUGGUGAAUGGGCCACCGGGGCUGCGGCAGCUGAUGCUGAGCAACUCGAGCCUGCUAAGCAACAUGAGUACUGUCAGUGCCUUGAGCAUGGGCACGUACCAGACUACAUAUGACGAUGCCACCACCACGACAUUUCCUGGUUACACGGGUCUGACGGGGUGGACAGACACUAGCGACUACGACUCGUUUGUCAUGGAGCAGAUGCCGGAGGAGCUCAAGAGGGACUACCAGGCGCUGGUGCUGGGCGGGGUGUCUGGGUCUUUGAUGGCGCCUGUGCAGGUGCUGGGGUAUGACCACUACGAGGAGGCGUAUCCUGACCCUCUUGUUCAGAUGGAGUAG
Molecule: messenger RNA, 927 nt
Organism: Candidozyma pseudohaemuli
Lineage: Eukaryota; Fungi; Ascomycota; Pichiomycetes; Serinales; Metschnikowiaceae
Product: Zn(II)2Cys6 transcription factor domain-containing protein
Exons: 1
Coding region: 1-927 (308 amino acids)
Biological process (GO): regulation of DNA-templated transcription
Molecular function (GO): DNA-binding transcription factor activity, RNA polymerase II-specific; zinc ion binding
Source: RefSeq, a predicted model, not a curated record